AUGAAGCUUCUCGCGGGUUUCCUUGGCCUUUCGGCAGGAAGCAUUGUGAUGCCGUCGGAAUUCGAAUUCCCGGAAGACGGAAAAUACGACAAGAAAAACACCUUCUGUUUCAAGCAUUCCGGCGAGUUUUCUGGUAUCAAUCAUGUCAAAAGCUUCCCUGAAGUUUCAAAUGACAUCAAACUUGCUGAGAAAUGGCUUUCUGCAAGAGGAGCAGGAAACCCAAGAUCGUCCAUGAGCGUCAUGUUCAACAAGGAUUUCCGACCUGAGGAGUCUCUCCUUCUUCAUGCCUGCGAAGAAGGCCCAGAUGUUCGUGGUCUCUUCUACGAUGACGAGCUCGUCGGCGCAAGAUUCGGCCUCAAUGACUGCAACGAAUUCUACGUCUUGACUCCCUUCAAAGGCGUCCUCCCGUACAAGAUAACCGACGAGCUCAAUUUCAAUGGCAAAGACGCGAAGAAAUUCAAAAAGCAGCGGAAAAACUUUGAGCGAAUCGUCGGCCGAGACGUUGAAAUCAACAAGCAAGACGGCCACUCUGACGAAUGCCAUAAAGUGCAAAAAUGGGUCAAGGGAAAAGUUGUUGAUCUCGAAGAAAGGGACUACCCUUUCCCGCAGAAUGAAGUCUCUCUUUGGGAUUCGGACAUCCAAUCGACUUUGGACAACAUCGCGAUGAUGAACCAGCUCGAUGUUCCGAUGAGAGUCGGUAAAGAAAUGUACGAGCAGGUCUUCGCCCUCCAGGCCAUGCACAAAGGACUGUGGGAUUUCAGCAUGCAGAUGGCUGCCUAUGAAAUGGGAGUCAAAGUGCCUUGCUUUGACCUUCAAAACUGCCUUUCCGAUCCGGAGCGAGACUGUCUCGAUUUGAUCGGACAGUGCGGCGAGCAGAAGAAAUUCGAGGGAUUGAUCAAGAAAUUCAUGGAGGAAGAAAUGGGCUACUUCGGAUUCGGAAAUGUCAACCAUGGAGACAUUGCAAUUCUCUUCGAUCAGAUUGACGAAAAAGACGACAUGGAAUACUUUCGAGUUUUUGUGAAGAAAUUCGUCAAGCUUUUUGAGAAAAAGAAUCCAGAAUGGGACUUGAGCUGGGACGAUAAGAAGGAGCUUGAACGACUUGCGGGAAUGUUGUUGAUGCAAGUUGAUGAAUUCAUGAAAGGCGAUAAAAAGCCAGACAUUGGUGGAGAAAUGAGCAUUGAGGCGGUUGUUACAGAAUUGUUCACAGACCCCACUGGAUUCUUGGAAGACCUGGCUGAGAUGGAUAUGGAGCAGAUGAUGGCAAUGGUUCGCAGCCUCUUGGGUCCGAUGAUGGAUGAAGAGAUGAUUAUGGUUGUCGAAGAGGUUAUGCAAUCGAUGGACUGGGAAAUGGUCUCUGGUGCUUUGAAUGGAUUAUCUGCUCUUCUUGAGGGAAAAAUCAGCAUUGAGGAUGUUCUCGAUGAUCUGUGGAUGAUGAACGAUCUCUCAGGCUUCGUUCCCAUGACAGAGGAGAUUCUCAACAUGGUCGGCCUCCCUGAACAAAUGCGACCUCUUAUUGAUGGUUUCUUGGAAGUAUCCAAGAUGAUUCUCAGCGAUAUUGAGGGCUUCCUUGAGGCUGUCAAUGAGGAGCCAGAUAUGGUUGCAAUGAAGAUGAAGGAAGCAUUUGGAAUCUGGUUCAGUAUGCUAGAAAUCAGCGACGAGGACGCUACAGCUCUUAUCUUGGAAUCCCCACUGUUCAGCUUCGACACUGAUCUGUUCAACGCAAUCAUGGUCUCAAACAACACUGACGAUUACUACGGAGCGAUCGCCAUGGUCACUGAAAAUCUCUUCGAAACCAUUGGCUACAUUUCGGAAAAACUCGCCGAUGUCGAUGCUGGCAUGCCAAUCGAUGCUGAAAUGCUUGGCGCCAUCAAAGGUCACGUUGACAAUGUUUCUUUUGGAAUUCUCUAUAUGUUCCUGAACUUUGAAGAUGAGAUGACGAUUACCUUUGGCAUUGUUGAGGUCAUCGUUCAAGAAGUCAACAAUAUUCUCGAAACGUAUUUCAUGUUCAAACCAACUGAUGUUGCCUCAAUGCUCCUUUACUUCCGAGACGAGAUCCAACAGGGAUACGACAUGGUGCGAGGAUUCAUCCUCCCACGAGUUGCUGAUGCUAUUGAUGUUGCUAUGUCAGGACGCGACACAAUUGCCGGACUCCUUCAUGUCGGCGUUGAUCAAGUCAACCACCUUGGCAACAUGACUGGAUUUUUCAUCGACUUUGAUGAAAUUGACAUGAUGUUCACAGACGCCCCUGCGAUUGCCUCAUGGAUGGAUGCGGUCCGCUACGGCCUAAUGGGCGAUCCGCAAACUGAUGAGUACUUUUCUUAUCUUCUCGAGGACGGCUCCUCUUCUUCUUCUUCAUCUUCCAGUUCUGUUGUCUGA
Molecule: messenger RNA, 2376 nt
Organism: Oikopleura dioica
Lineage: Eukaryota; Metazoa; Chordata; Appendicularia; Copelata; Oikopleuridae
Source: the annotation of a GenBank genome assembly